This is a messenger RNA of Musa acuminata subsp. malaccensis (wild Malaysian banana), 3244 nucleotides long. Its product is annotated as katanin p80 WD40 repeat-containing subunit B1 homolog KTN80.4. Lineage: Eukaryota; Viridiplantae; Streptophyta; Magnoliopsida; Zingiberales; Musaceae. Gene Ontology annotation, molecular function: microtubule binding. Gene Ontology annotation, cellular component: katanin complex. Gene Ontology annotation, biological process: microtubule severing; microtubule depolymerization. The record is from RefSeq and is a predicted model, not a curated record.
UUAUUACUCUUUUAUGUUUUCUUCUUCUUUUUGAACCAAAUCAAAUCACAGCGCACACAGCCAUUUCUUUAAGAAAGCUCCGUUUCUUCUUCCCUCCCUCCCUCCCCAUUUCGCCCUCCGUCGCUCUCCCAGGUUUUGGUUUUGAUCCCUUCUUCGGAGGCUUAUAGCGCCGCGGCGGUCGCGAGAGGUGGCGCGGGCGGCUGCGGACGUCGGUAGUGGCCUGUGGCGGAGUGGCGUUUCCGAGGGCGUGCGGGUUGGUCGUGGGCGAUUCGUCGAUGAAGGAGAUGUUGGGGAGUCUUGGCCGCUCGAGAUCUGCCGCGGGAUGGAGCGGCCCGAUCUAUGAUGUGCGGGGUUGAUUUCGGCGCGCGGUUCGCGGAUUGUUUGAUCUGUGCAAGAGGGAGGAGAACGGGCUGCUCGUUGUUUCUUCGACGCCAGCGUCAUGGCGACCACCAAGCGUGCGUACAAGCUACAGGAAUUUGUAGCACAUUCGUCCAAUGUCAAUUGCCUAAAGAUUGGGAGGAGGACUUCGAGGGUUCUUGUCACCGGAGGAGAGGAUCACAAGGUCAACCUUUGGGCUAUUGGGAAGCCCAAUGCCAUAUUGAGUCUGUCUGGCCAUAUCAGUGCAGUUGAAUCAGUAAGUUUUGAUUCGUCGGAGGUUUUGGUGGCUGCUGGUGCGGCUAGUGGCUCAAUAAAAUUAUGGGACUUGGAGGAGGCAAAGAUCGUUCGCACUCUAACUGGGCACAGGUCAAAUUGUAUAGCUGUUGACUUUCACCCAUUUGGCGAGUUCUUUGCUUCUGGGUCACUAGAUACAAAUCUAAAGAUCUGGGAUAUCAGAAGAAAAGGAUGCAUCCAUACAUACAAAGGUCAUACUCGAGGGGUUAAUGCUAUUAAGUUCACCCCUGAUGGGCGGUGGGUUGUUUCUGGUGGGGAAGACAACAUUGUGAAGCUUUGGGAUCUUACUGCUGGAAAACUUUUACAUGAUUUCAAGUUCCAUGAGGGUCAGAUUCGGUGCAUUGAUUUUCAUCCUCAUGAGUUUCUACUGGCAACAGGUUCGGCUGAUAGAACUGUUAAGUUCUGGGAUCUUGAAACUUUCGAGUUAAUAGGGUCCGCUGGACCUGAGACUUCUGGUGUUCGUUCUAUGACAUUUAAUCCUGAUGGGAGAACUUUGCUUUGUGGAUUGCAUGAAAGUUUGAAGGUUUUUUCUUGGGAACCAAUAAAAUGCCAUGAUGCUGUGGAUGUGGGAUGGUCUAGAUUAUCAGAUAUGAAUAUCCAUGAGGGAAAACUUCUUGGGUGUUCUUACAAUCAAAGCUGUGUUGGCGUGUGGGUUGUGGACCUCUCUCGCAUCGAGCCAUAUGCAAUUGCUAGUGCUGCUAAUCUAAACGGUCACUCAGAACCUAAGUCUGCAUCAAGUGGUAGUGUGUCUAUGCAAGCUGAUAAUAAUAUAAAGUCUAGUAUGGGGAGGCUAUCAAGUUCAGAGCCAAAUGCUAAAGAGACAAAACCAGUAGCAUAUGUCCCUGGUACUCCUCAAAGGAUUGCAACAAGUGGUGGCACAAAAACAACUACUACAGCACCAGCCCCAGCACCAGCACCAGCACUGGCACCUGUUGCUACUACCGUAAAAAGAAGUGCAUCAAAAGCUCAGGCUACAACUAAUCUUCCAACCAUAAAAAAAUCUGAUAUAAUACCUGUCAUUGUCCCUAGAACUAGCCCCAGAUUGGAGCUGUCCGCUGAUUCUACUAAUGAUGGGAUUGGAAGAACAAUACCAUGUGAUAUCCAAUCAAAAUCUGCUAAUUUUCGGAAAGUAUCAAACAUCAACGAAAAUUCAGAAAGGGCAGAUAUGUCAGUUCAGUCUGGGUUUGUGGGCAGUAGAACCACUGAACAAAAUGAACUCAUGGACCAAACUGCUAUUUCUUCUGGCAACUCUGUAACUCAGCGAGUGACUGGUGGAGAAACUAACCUGGAUGAUGUUAAAUGUGUUACGACAGGGAGGCCAGGAGCAAAUCUAUUCAGAGAAUCAAGUGCAAAUUAUGAUCAUGAAAAUCGAAGAACAAGGUCACUUGUUGCAACCUGGGAAAGGAGGGAACAUUCUCCAAGUUAUGAUCAGCCAAGAUUAAGCAAUUCCUCUGAGACCGGCGCUACUUCUAGCUCUCCAUAUUCUUUGAGAGGUCGCAAUCGAUUUGCUGAAAAGGAAACUGUACCUGCUUCUGAUGAGGAUGCUAUUGCUGUUUUACUGGGAAAACAUGACCAAUUCUUAAACCUGGCACAGUCUCGAUUGAUCAAAUUACAGGUAGUUUGCCAACUUUGGGAAAGAAAUGAUGUCAAGGGUGUCAUUGAUACAAUUGAGAAGAUGUCCGAUCAUGCUGUCUGUGCUGAUGUAUUGAGUUCUCUGAAGGAUAAAAGUGAAAUCAUUACUCUGGAUAUAUGCGCAUCUCUACUGCCACUCCUCACUGGCCUUCUUGAAAGUAAGAUAGAUAGGCAUUUAAGUGUUUCCUUGGAAAUGUUGCUGAAGCUAGUCAAAAUCUUUGUUCCUGUAAUCCGUUCAACAUUGUCGGCAGGUCCAUCUGUUGGUGUUGACCUUCAAGCAGAGCAGAGGCUGGAACGUUGCAAUUUGUGCUUCAUUGAACUGGAGAAGAUCAAGAAUAGUAUUUCUUCCCUUAUAAGAAGAGGAGGGUCCAUCGGAAAGGCUGCACAGGAACUGAAUCUCGCUCUCCAGGAAGUGUUAUGACUCACAUAUACAUACACAUGUACAGUGGAUUUGCCAUUCUUUAUAUCCUUUGCCUCCCCAUUGGAAGCUGAUUGUUCAACUGUUUAUUGGGGACCUUCCCAGAUAUGGAUGCUGAAGCUAAACACUACAAAAAUUUGCUUAUAUCCUGUAAGCAUUCUAACUGUGUUCUGACAUCUACGGAACUAGCGGAGUCCAUUCUGCAACAUAUGAGGAGUAUAUAUGUAUGACAGCGAUAGAACAUAUUGUUCUGCAUUGCUUGGAGAGUAUCUAUUGGAAAGAGUGGAAGGUUUGCUAUCCUCUCCAAAAGUUGGCUGCAUGGUGUCUGUCCUUUUUCGCUACAUGACAAAUUUGGCCAUAGUAAAAGUUUUUAUUUGCAUAGGAUUGGAUAAUGUUGCCCAGGCCAUCGAUUUGUUUUGGUGAAGAGGCUGGGGACAACAUUUUUUUCUUUGUACCAUGUUCUUGUAUCACAAGUUGAGUAAUGGGAAAAAAAGGGGGGAAAACUUCACCAAAAAUUUCGAA